This is a messenger RNA of Uranotaenia lowii, 859 nucleotides long. RefSeq lists its product as uncharacterized. The record is from RefSeq and is a predicted model, not a curated record. The coding region runs from base 31 to 453 and encodes 140 amino acids. The transcript has 2 exons. Lineage: Eukaryota; Metazoa; Arthropoda; Insecta; Diptera; Culicidae.
GUGGAACAAGCACAGGUGAGACACCAACAGAUGACGUACGGUUUCACCGGAAGAGCUUGCCACGCGCUAUUGGAUGCUACCAAUUGUUUGGCAGACAACCCUGAACUUUCAGAUUACGUUACGGUUCUGAAUAACUUCAAAAACGUGUAUGCAAAAUGCUUUUCCUUUAAACUCGAGCAUGGGUUUGAGGAGGCUAUUGCAGAUUUUGCCAGCAGCUGGGAGAAGCUGAAUCUUCCAUUCACAUCUAAAUAUCACAUUACAAAGUACCAUGUGGCGGAUUUCUGUCGAGAAGCCGGAAGAGGACUUGGGCUUCACAAUGAGCAAGCCUCCGAAUCCGUACAUGCUGAUUUUGAUGUGAUUUGGCAGCGAUAUAAAGCUCCCAAAUCAUCAAAGGUUUAUAACGACCGUUUGUUAAACUCUUUGAUUGAUUACAACAGCAACCAUAUGUGUUAGUUUUGAGUUUUUAAUAUGUUCCAUUCAUUAUUUUUAGUUGUAUUGCUGUUUUAUAGUUUACUUUUACUUUUUACUAUUUCACUGUUUCCUUUUCCUACUAACCAAUAAAAGCACCACUGAUUUGAAAUUCAUUUUCCCCCAUAACUUCACGGAAACAAUAAUUUAAACUAAACUUAAACCCCUAAUAAACCAUACUUAUAAUACACUUAAGCCAUGUUUGGAGAGUUAAGUCAGUUGUAAAUAAUCAUAAUUUUAUCAACGGCAACAAAUACAUACUGGUUGGAAAUGACUUGGACCACUUUUUUGACGUUUUUGGAGGUUUUUUGAUGAUAUUGAAUAAUUUGAAUAUGAAUUAUUUUGAAAUUUCUCAACAAAAACCUUAAAAUCAAGAUUUCUCGGAUUUUCU